Messenger RNA from Heterotrigona itama, 3166 nucleotides. NCBI's taxonomy places the organism in Eukaryota, Metazoa, Arthropoda, Insecta, Hymenoptera, Apidae. The record is from the annotation of a GenBank genome assembly.
GCGGUUCUGGCGACUCUGCGAGCAGAGAAGGAGAGAAAAAAAGAUUCUCGUAAAUUAAGCAGACCGCGAUUACCAGGUGGUAAUUAACGAAAAAGAUUUUCUCUCGUAGGCGUAGGCGUGUCGCAGACAACGAUCGUUGGUGUACAUGAUAAUAGAGAACAAAAGAUACGUCGGACAAAGAUUAUUGGUAAUUCGGUAAUGUGCAACAUCGAACAACGACGCGAUGUCUCGUUAUCGAGUAAUUAUUACGCUGGAGAAUUAGAGCGGGCGAGUCGCGAUCCGACGAUUAAUUAUGCCGCGCGUUACAAGUCGCGCAGUUAUCCACUCUUGCGGAAAUGUUUAUCUGCUCCGUUGAAACUUUCGCGAAAAUGAUGUUGCGAAAUUUCACCGGCGGGCGAAAAAUCUCUUGACGAAUAUUCCUGGUAUAAAAUUUUUCUCGUACAAUUUCUUGUAAAACUGGAGGUUGAAAUAUUUUCGAGACUUGUCAAUUGUAUCAAAAGAUGUUUCGAAGAGAACUUGUGCUAUUUCGAGGGGAAAGUGAUUUAGUGUAUUUAUAUUAUAGUUGUUUUUUAGGUAAACGUGUUAAUUUCAUCUUUUCAGAACGACAUAUCUUUCAAUGUAUGUUACAUGCGCAGAUGAUUUAAUUUUGUAAUUCUGUAUCAACAAGUUUCAUAAAACUAAAAUUAAAAUGUCCAUUGAAUUAGUAGUUUUUUAACACAAAUAUAUACAAUUUGAAGCAUCUAUUCUUCGUACGAUAAAUGCGCGUACAAAUACACUUACAGAAAUGCUAGUUAGAAUUUAAUCCUUGUUUGAAUUAUUUCUCGAUGUAUAGUUAAUAAUUUUUAUAAUAUUAAUCUCCCAGUAUUAAAUAAUUCUCGAUCACAUCAUUGUUUCGUCCAUAAUUUCUACGUGAUUACAUCUUCUUUUUUAAGAUAUACAGUUUCUUCUACUAUUUCUACGUAAUUAUAUCCCUUUUUUUUUUUUCUUUUUCGUAAGGUCUCAACAUCCAGUGAAAUGAAGAGAAACUAAAAUGGAACGGUUGUUACAACGUGGAAUUUAGGGUUACGAACAUUUCUGUUCGCAGGCAGGUUUACACGGCCUAACCGGACAUAUCGAGUUCAACGAAGGGAAGCGGAACAACUUCAAGCUCGAUCUGCUGAAGUUGAAGAAAGAAGAGCUGGUGAAGGUGGGCGAGUGGAAGCCCGGAACUGGCGUUAACGUGACGGACGUUGGUGCUUUUUACGAGAACACUGCCACUAAUAUCACCUUGGUCGUUAUGACGAGAGAGGAGAAACCGUACGUCAUGGUGAAGGAAGACAAGAAUCUGACGGGGAACGCGAGGUUCGAGGGGUUCUGCAUCGAUUUGCUCAAGUGGAUCGCGGGACAGGUCGGCUUUCAAUACGCCAUACGACUGGUGCCUGAUCACAUGUACGGUGUUUACGACCCGAAAACCAAGGAAUGGAACGGCAUUGUUAGAGAACUUAUGGAAAAGAGAGCGGACCUGGCUGUUGCGUCUAUGACGAUCAAUUACGCUCGGGAGAGCGUAAUAGAUUUCACCAAGCCGUUCAUGAACCUUGGUAUCGGAAUUCUGUUUAAGGUGCCCUCCAGCCAGCCAACGCGGUUGUUCUCCUUCAUGAACCCGUUGGCCGUGGAGAUCUGGCUGUACGUGCUGGCCGCGUACAUGCUGGUGAGCUUCACCCUCUUCGUUAUGGCUCGAUUCAGCCCGUACGAGUGGAACAAUCCGCACCCGUGUCUGGGGGAAAGCGACAUCGUCGAGAACCAGUUUAGCGUCAGCAACAGCUUCUGGUUUAUCACCGGCACGUUCCUCAGGCAGGGCAGCGGGCUCAACCCCAAGGUUUCCGGGCGAAUGCCGUCGAGGCUGUUCUCGUUCAUGAAUCCCCUCGCCGUGGAGAUUUGGUUAUCCAUGCUGGGCGCUUACGUGAUGGUCUCCCUAACGAUUUGGAUAGUGGCGAGAUUCUCGCCUUACGAAUGGGUCGAACCGACACCCUGCCCGAGCUGCAAAUGCCCGCUACAGGGUGGUCACGUGAGCGCGUUGGAUCCUGACAGCGACGACAUUCCUCUACCGAGAACGGUCAACGAGUUUACCAUGGCCAACAGCUUCUGGUUUACGGUCGGCACGCUUAUGCAACAGGGCAGCGACCUCAACCCCAAGGCAACCAGCACGAGAAUCGUCGGUGGAAUCUGGUGGUUCUUCACGUUGAUCAUCAUCUCUUCUUACACGGCCAACUUGGCCGCGUUCCUCACCGUCGAGAGAAUGAUCACGCCGAUCGAGAACGCGGCCGAUCUCGCAGAACAAACACAGAUCUCCUACGGAACUCUUGAAGGCGGAAGCACGAUGACAUUUUUCAGAGAUUCGAAGAUCGGGAUAUACAAGAAGAUGUGGGAGUUCAUGGAGACGAAAUCGCCAUCGGUGUUCGUAAAGAGCUACGAAGAUGGUGUGAAAAGAGUACUUGAGGGCGAUUACGCCUUUCUAAUGGAAUCCACCAUGCUCGAUUACGCUGUACAACGCGAUUGCAAUCUCACGCAAAUCGGCGGCCUGUUAGACAGUAAAGGCUACGGAAUUGCCACCCCGAAAGGCUCGCCCUGGAGGGACAAAAUAUCGCUGGCGAUUCUCGAGCUGCAGGAGAAGGGCGUGAUACAAAUUCUGUACGACAAGUGGUGGAAGAACACCGGCGACGUGUGCAACAGGGACGAAAAGAGCAAGGAGAACAAGGCGAACGCGCUCGGAGUGGAAAAUAUCGGUGGCGUCUUUGUCGUGCUGGUUUGCGGACUGGCGCUGGCUAUCCUCGUCGCGGUCCUCGAGUUCUGCUGGAACUCCAAGAAGAACGCCCAAUCGGACAGGCAGCAGCAACAGCAACAACAGCAACCGCCACCGUGCAAAGCCACGCCCACGCACACACGUCACACACACUGCCACUCACAUUCACACAGCCACAGUCACAGUCAUACGCACAAGCACCAACCACCCCCACCGAGACGGAGACGGGGCUCUUCAAGCAUCGUCCUGGGACAAGGAGGUGACCAUCCUGAGAGUAUUCUCUGGAGAUUCGACUGCGACCUGGCGGGUGAGCCAGACGUGGUGAUAUCGCCGCCACCGCCACCACCGCCACCCUCAGCGGCUGUAUCGAGAACCACGACCCUUUGA